Conger conger (European conger) is the source of this 4257-nucleotide messenger RNA. RefSeq names its product phosphoribosylglycinamide formyltransferase (gene gart). Gene Ontology annotation, biological process: adenine biosynthetic process; 'de novo' IMP biosynthetic process. Gene Ontology annotation, molecular function: metal ion binding; phosphoribosylformylglycinamidine cyclo-ligase activity; phosphoribosylglycinamide formyltransferase activity. The record is from RefSeq and is a predicted model, not a curated record. Bases 440 to 3490 code for a protein of 1016 amino acids. NCBI's taxonomy places the organism in Eukaryota, Metazoa, Chordata, Actinopteri, Anguilliformes, Congridae. The transcript is spliced from 23 exons. Gene Ontology annotation, cellular component: cytosol.
CGCACCGAUUUCUGUGCCGCAUGACGCAACUUAAUACCUUAUGAAAAGUUUUACCGUAUUAAAAAUAUCUACUUUUUAAAAACAGACACCGCAUUUCUCGGAGUGCAUAUUGGCAAUCAUUGCAAUAGAUCCACGAACUCCACUUAAUUUGCAUUAACCUUGUAACGAUUGUUUAAGCGCGUGAAAGAAGACCCACGUGGUGAACAACCCGUUCUUCCUUAGCCUCUCGUGCAUCGUACUUUACGGUGCACUUACCAGCUGCUGGUGGAGGUAGCACAUCUGCACGUAAAGCUCCAUUCGCUAAGCCCCCACGGAUCAACUCGGGUCAUUCAGCUCAACAAAGGGAUGUGAGCGCACGUCUUCAUCAAAGGUCAAGUCUUAUUCACUGCUGCAACUGUAAUGGAUCUUCAAUCUCCAUGCACUCCUAUCCAUAGUUGCCAUGGCAGAGCGUGUGCUGGUCAUUGGCUCCGGCGGACGGGAGCAUGCCCUGGCCUGGAAGCUCGCCCAGUCCCCUCUCAUACAGCAGGUCCUAGUCGCCCCAGGGAAUGCUGGGACUGCUGACUGUGGAAAAAUCUCUAACUCAGGGGUGUCUGUGAGCAAUCACUCCAUCUUGGCUCAAUACUGCAAGGAUCACAAUGUGGGGCUGGUCGUUGUGGGGCCUGAGGUCCCCCUGGCUGCAGGGAUGGUGGACGACCUGACUGCUGCAGGGGUGCCCUGUUUCGGGCCUUCAGCUCAGGCCGCCCAGCUGGAGGCCAGCAAGAGCUUCUCCAAAAGCUUCAUGGACCGCCACGGCAUCCCCACAGCCCGCUGGAGGUCCUUCACCGACCCCCAAGAGGCCUGCUGCUUCAUCCAAGGGGCGGAUUUCCCUGCACUGGUGGUGAAGGCCAGUGGCCUGGCCGCAGGAAAGGGGGUCAUCGUAGCGCGAGAUAAGGACGAGGCCUGCCAAGCUGUGCAGGACAUCAUGAAGGACAAGGCGUUUGGCUCUGCAGGCGAGACGGUCGUGGUGGAGGAGCUUCUGGAAGGAGAGGAAGUAUCUUGUCUGUGCUUCAGCGAUGGCUGCACUGUUGCCCCGAUGCCCCCAGCGCAGGAUCACAAGAGGCUGCUGGACGGCGACCAGGGGCCCAACACGGGAGGCAUGGGGGCCUACUGCCCCACCCCACAGGUGUCAGAGGACAUGCUCCAGCAGAUCAAAGAGAGCGUGCUGCAGAAGACUGUGGAUGGGAUGAGGGAGGAGGGCGCCCCCUAUGUGGGUGUGCUGUACGCUGGGCUGAUGUUGACCAAGCAGGGGCCAAAAGUGCUGGAGUUCAACUGCCGUUUCGGUGACCCUGAGUGCCAGGUUCUGUUGCCCCUGCUGAAGAGCGACCUUUACGAGGUCCUGCAGGACACCAUGCAGGGCAAGCUGGCCUCCAGCGCCCCCACCUGGCUGGACAACAGCGCUGCGGUCACUGUGGUCAUGGCCAGCGGCGGGUACCCAGGAGACUACAAGAAAGGCGUGGAAAUCGCCGGUCUGUCUCAGGCCCGGGAGCAGGGGCUGCUGGUCUUCCACGCCGGCACGGUGCUGAAGGAGGGGAGGGUGCUGACCAGCGGGGGCAGGGUGCUGACCGUCACGGCGGUAGGCCCGAGUCUGGAGACCGCCCUGCACUCUGCCAACCAGGGCGUGGCCGCGGUGGGCUUCACCGGGGCAGUGUUCCGCAGGGACAUCGGCCACCGUGCCAUCGCCUACCUCACCCGAUCCAGGGGUCUGACCUAUAAAGACAGCGGAGUGGACAUUGCGGCAGGAAACAGGCUGGUGGAUGCCAUCAAACCGCUGGCCAAAGCCACUUCCCGCUCAGGAUGCAGCGCCGAGCUCGGUGGAUUCGCUGGGUUAUUUGACCUGAAAGCAGCAGGAUUCAAAGACCCCAUCCUGGUCUCUGGGACCGAUGGAGUUGGUACCAAGCUCAAGAUCGCUCAGGCGUGCGAACAGCACGGCACUCUGGGACAGGACCUGGUCGCCAUGUGUGUCAAUGAUGUGCUAGCGCAGGGGGCGGAGCCUCUCUUCUUCCUGGACUACUUUUCUUGCGGACGAUUGGAUGUGGGGGUGGCAUCCUCUGUGAUUGGUGGAAUAGCAGAAGCCUGCAGUAUGGCUGGCUGUGCUUUGCUGGGGGGGGAGACUGCGGAGAUGCCCGGGGUCUACGGCCCUGGGGAGUACGACCUGGCGGGGUUCUGCGUGGGGGCGGUGGAGCGGGACAGGCUGCUCCCCAGGCUGGGGGACGUCGUGGAGGCAGACCUGCUCAUCGGAGUGGCCUCCUCCGGGGUGCACAGCAACGGCUUCAGCCUGGUGAGGAAGGUCCUGGAGAGGGCAGGGCUGCAGUACAGCUCUCCCGCCCCCUUCGGGAAACCUGGACAGACCGUGGGCGAGGUGCUGCUCACUCCCACAAAGAUCUACAGCCGGCUCCUGCAGCCAAUCCUGCGCAGCGGGGCGGUGAAAGCCUACGCCCACAUCACGGGCGGGGGUCUGCUGGAGAACAUCCCCCGGGUCCUGCCUCCACAGCUGGCCGUCGACCUGGACGCCUCUCGCUGGAGCAUCCCGGCGGUGUUCUCCUGGCUGCAGCGGGAAGGGGGGCUCUCGGAGGAGGAGAUGGGGCGCACGUUUAACUGCGGGCUGGGCGCGGUUCUGGUGGUGAGCCGACAGGAGGCCCAGCGGGUUCUCAGACAGGUGCUGGCCCAGGAGGAGGCCUGGAUCGUGGGCUCGCUUUCACACAAACAACCAGGGGCGGAGCCGGUUGUAAUCCGGAACCUGCAGCACAGCCUGAGGAUGGGUCCGAACACCACGCCCAACACCAGCGCCCCACGGAACGGAGCCGAGCACGGGGACCGGGCGUCCCGCAGGAAGACCAAGGUGGCCGUGCUCAUCUCUGGGACAGGGACAAACCUGCAGGCCCUGAUUGAGCAGGUGAAGAAGCCCUCCAGUUCGGCCGAGAUCGUGGUGGUCAUUUCCAACAGGCCUGGGGUGCUGGGGCUGAAGAGGGCCUCGCUGGCUGGCAUUCAGACCCGGGUGGUGGACCACAAACUGUACGGCAGUCGGUCGGAGUUUGACAGCACCAUCGACCGCGUGCUGGAGGAGUUCGGCGUGGAGAUCGUCUGUCUCGCCGGCUUCAUGAGGAUCCUCACCGGCGCCUUCGUGAGGAAGUGGAACGGAAAGCUGGUGAACAUCCACCCCUCCCUGCUGCCCUCCUUUAAGGGUGUCCACGCCCAGCGACAGGCCCUGCAGGCUGGGGCUCGCAUAUCCGGCUGCACCGUGCACUUUGUGGCUGAGGAAGUCGACGCCGGUGCGAUCAUUGCGCAGGAGGCGGUGCCAGUGCUGGUGAGUGACACAGAGGACAUCCUAUCAGAGCGCAUAAAGGAGGCGGAGCACCGCGCCUUCCCAGCAGCCUUAGAGCUGGUGGCCAGUGGGGCCGUGAGGUUGGGAGAGGACGGGCGGAGCAUCUGGAAGCUGGCAGAGCGGGAGUAACCCCCCUCCAUGAGACACACACGCACUCAACCGCCACACCAGGACCACGUUUAGACUCUAGACCUGACCAAACUCAAAACCACACCUGGUUCCUAUGUGACAAUAGAGAAAAUAAUCAUCUAACUUCCGGUUUUGGCUUAAUGAAAUUGGGUUAAGGCAGUUGUAUUUCUAUUUGUUUACAUAAAUAUUUACAAUAUGUAAAUAUUUUCCUAUAAUAAGUCUAUAUGAGUCUGUCCUAACCCUUUUAACUGAAAUGAUAAAUCCACUGAGCCUACAAAUCACAUUCCUCAUGCAGAGCCUCACUGCUCUCAGCCCUCUCUGCACUUCUCUUAUGACUACUAGCUAUGGCAGUGCUACCUGGAGUCUACCUGUCUGGAGUCAAAGUAGCAGCAACAGCUAUACUUUCGCAUUUUUAACAAUAUAAUUGCAUCCAUUUAAGACCACCUACCAAGCAGCCUUGUCCAUCUAGAUCAGCCUAUCAAAGACAUUCCAAUGAAACGUUUCUGAAAGUAUUCGCAUUGUGCGAGAUGAAGAAUGUUCUGUUAGUACUUGAAAUGAGUUUUAUGAUGAGAUGUCGCUGUAGUUGUAUUAGUGGUUAUGAGUGAAUGGGCUUGAGAUGCAUGAAAAUACUUUACUGCAAGCGCUGAAGGGUUCAAUCUAGUUGUAGUCAGAAAAAUAUGUAUCAAUUUUCCAGGGACUGUGUUUACAGCAUGUAACUGGAAAAAUGUCUUUUUGGCUGUGAAUUGCAUUAAAUAUGAUAAAUGUUA